Priapulus caudatus is the source of this 2365-nucleotide messenger RNA. RefSeq lists its product as uncharacterized. The transcript is spliced from 18 exons. Bases 62 to 2365 code for a protein of 767 amino acids. NCBI's taxonomy places the organism in Eukaryota, Metazoa, Priapulida, Priapulimorpha, Priapulimorphida, Priapulidae. The record is from RefSeq and is a predicted model, not a curated record.
UCGGAAGCAAAUGUUUUAAUAUUAUUUUUCCUGCCAAUUACCUGCGAUAAUUCCUGCGAUAAUGUACAAACAUGAAUAUCAGGGAGGAAGCCACGUCGAGGUAUUCAGUGCGCAGGGAAAAGACCCUGUCUUGAAAUGGAAGCUGACAGGCGGGGCUGGCAUCAGAAAGAUCUAUGACAGGGACACGAAAGGGUAUGUGUAUUCGCUGGAAGGAACUAGUACAACAACAAGGAUGCAAUGUCCCAAGGAUGCGAAACAGACAUUGAUGCUGAUGCAAAGGUAUCUGGUGAUGCAGAUGUUCAUACCACUGGGACAGGACUUCUCUGUGGAGAUUGGAACAUGUGACUUAUCGAACGUCAAGCGAAGAAUUCUCCUCUCCACAACUCUGAGAGACAUCCAGUCUACUCCUCUACAUGCUAGACUCCCACUAACCAUCGUGCGCAGAGCUGUGUGGAUAAAUCUUGCCAUCGAUAUGAAUUCGGUUGUUGGCGACGUAUUGAAGCGACAGUCAUGCAAGCACAUUGAAAACCUGACCGUCUGUGCAAACUGCAAGCUGAGAAGGAUCUACACAAUGAAGUCGCAGCCCCUCGACACAACUCUUGCUAACAGUGUCACGAGUACGUACGGUAUUAAUGAAGGAGAGGUAGACACCAUACACAAGAACUACAAUCUACCUGCAGACAUACCUCAGUGUACACAGGUGCUUACAAUAGAGAGACUGCGAAGUGUGGAACUGUCAUUAUCGAAUUCCGGCACACCGAGAAGUGACAGGAAAGCACCCUCUAUCUCAUCCGAAGAAUCUGAUUUCAGUAGUAAUCGUGGACUGCUACCCAGGAGAAACAGUAAGGAAGAGAAAUCUCCUCACAUUGCAUUCGGCUCUAAGUUCACUGCUCCUGAGGUCAUACCACCGAAAAGGAAAGCGCUGUCGGCGCCCGUGAGAAAUGUGUCGCAGCGAGGAGGCUCCGCCGGCAGGACGAGACUCGCACCUCUCCGAGCUUUUCCUAAUCCACCGAGUUCCUCUAACGGCGCAACAGCCGUGCCAAAGCCACCCACUGAGAGGCAGCAACAUCCAACUUCUGCUGAGAUCCGUAAACGACGCUUCCGUGUUGGCAGCGCUGGUAGCGGUAGCGGUAGCGGUAUCGGUGGCGCCGGUCACAACCUUCCUGCAGUGCCAGGCGUACCAAAGGCACAGAGUGAGGGAAACAUUGCCAAAGAAAAGAAGAGGACGUCUAAGCCAAGACUAACAGAGCAACACUUACCUAGUAACGUAAUGACAAACAGUAAAGGCGAGCAAGCAGCGUCAGCAGCCAAUGAAGCGGACGAGUCUCUCUGUGAUGUCAUCAACAUUCUAGCCAAUCAUGCCGCAUCGCUGCGGCUGCCAAGCAGUGACGAUCCCGAACAACUGGAAUACCAUGACUCUGAGGAUGAAGCAGCUGUUGGAAGAGCUUCACCAAGAACCAAGCCACAGCUAGAGUCUGACUUUUCGCUCGACGGAGACAGUGAAGAUGAGGGGAACAUCGCGGGAAGACAGGUGGAUACUGCCCGACGCCACACAGGCAGCGCGCACAGAGUGAGUCCUCGCGUGCCGUCUCAUCCAGCAAACCGCGCGAGCGAUCGUGCGAUAGGAGCCGACCUGCAGGCAGCAGCAGCAGCAGCAGCAAGAGUAGACCGGAAUCACAACCUGCGUCGUCGCGGCGACGUCGUCAGCGCGCCGAGUCGACGUCCGCUCACGGCUGACAGCCCUGACCUAGAGCGACGAGACGCUGGCAGCGGCGCUUCGCAGACGGACGAUCGCCGCAAAGGUGCCGCCGAUGCGUUAGGGGGUGACGGCGCCGGCGAAGCUGCGCGUGGGGGCGCCACAAGCUCAAGCUGUGGCUUAUCGUCAGAGCGUGCGUCUGCUGCCGUACCGAAGCGAAGCAGCGUCAGUAGGCUGGCCCUGCAUGAGCUCUCCAACCACGAUGUAAAGAUGUCCAUGGAGAGAGUAGGAAGAGGCGGUCGACAGGAGCGGCGGGCCGGGAGAACGGAAGAUGAGAAGCCAUACGAUCACAGCAAGUAUGAGAUGGACGACCUGACAGCAUCCUACGAAGCUCACAUGCUGAAGCUGCUGCAGACUGAACAGCUGGAAGAGCAGAAUGAGGCUGAGACUCGGCGAGCCGAAGAUUACGACGAGCACAGUGGCGCCACCCAUACUCUGUUUGAGGAUUCGAUGGGCAGCUCUAGCGGUGCUGGCGACACGCUGAACGCCGUUUCCGUGUCGACAAUGCUGCAGCAGCAGGAGCAGGAGGAGAUGCUCGACCUUCUGUACGACCCGACCUUGAACUGUUACUUUGACCCGAACACGUGCAAGUAUUACGAGCUGGCGUGA